This is a messenger RNA of Fusarium musae, 1140 nucleotides long. RefSeq lists its product as uncharacterized. The record is from RefSeq and is a predicted model, not a curated record. Gene Ontology annotation, biological process: double-strand break repair; single strand break repair. Bases 1 to 1140 code for a protein of 379 amino acids. Gene Ontology annotation, cellular component: nucleus. Lineage: Eukaryota; Fungi; Ascomycota; Sordariomycetes; Hypocreales; Nectriaceae. The transcript is spliced from 2 exons. Gene Ontology annotation, molecular function: single-stranded DNA binding; 3'-tyrosyl-DNA phosphodiesterase activity; double-stranded DNA binding.
AUGAGUCGCCCGGCAAAACGCCAGCGAAUGGAGGAGCCUGAGGCCCAAACACCAGAGUCACUGCAGCGUUCUAUGACCCCCCCUAGAAAGAAAGACAGAAAAUCAACUGUCGUGAAGUCCCCAUGGCAAUUGACCUGGAUCCGUGACCUCCCAGAGGGCGACAAUCAAGAUGCCGUGACUCUUAAGGACCUCCUCAGCGAUCCUCUCAUUUCAGAGUGUUGGGAGUUCAACUUCCUGCACGAUAUCCCGUUUCUCAUGGACUCUUUCGACCCCGACACACGCCACCUCGUCAAGAAUAGCAUGCCUUCACGUCCUAACUCUCUACAGACCGCAGCAUCGGAAUUUGAAAACGUCAAAAUCCAUAUUGCCCCUAUGCCAGAAAUGUUCGGAACACAUCACUCGAAAAUGAUGAUUCUGUUCAGACAUGAUGAAACUGCUCAAGUCAUCAUCCAUACUGCCAACAUGAUUCCAAAAGAUUGGACCAACAUGACAAACGGCGUUUGGAAAUCACCCUUACUCCCCAAACUGUCAGGUGCACAAAACGUUCAAGCUUCACCGGAAGAUCAUUCUGUUGGAAGCGGACAACGCUUCAAAAUCGAUCUUCUCAACUACUUAAAGGCCUAUGAUAGGCGUAAGAUCAUCUGCAAACCACUAACUGAUAAGCUUACACAACAUGACUUCUCAAGUAUCAAAGCUGCACUAGUUGCGAGUGUGCCGGGAAAGCACGACUCCCGGGAUAUGUCAGAAACUUCCUGGGGCUGGGCGGCUCUGAAAAGGUGUCUGCAGCAUGUACCAUGCCAAGAUCACGGUGACUCAGAUAUUGUGGUACAGGUUUCUUCUAUUGCUACGCUGGGUGCAAAGAAUGAUUGGUUACAAAAGACUCUUUUUGAGCCUUUGACUCGUUCUAAAAACACAGGCCUCGGCCGGCCUAGGUUUAAGGUUGUCUUUCCUACCGCUGAUGAGAUCCGGAAAUCUCUAGACGGAUAUGCGUCCGGGGGUUCCAUACAUACCAAAAUCCAGUCAUCACAGCAGGCAAAACAAUUGGAGUAUCUUCGCCCAAUUUUCCAUCAUUGGGCCAAUGACUCACCCCGCGGUGCUAGUGAGUCUAACUUCUACGUAGUCCUUGGACUUUUUGCCUAA